UGAGUGAAGACUUUUCUUCGACACUCUGAACCUCUGAGUCAAAGCGGAGAUACUGGAGGAGAAGCCGGUCCAGUUCAGGUGUCAGAACCUGAUAGAGGCGGUGGGUCGUCUUAAUUACGGGGUCGUCUUCCUGAAAAGCCGCCAAGAAGAAUGCUUCUUGCCAAAAAACAGUUUUGCUGUGGGAGUUUCUAAGACACCUAGGCUAAAUGAUAUAUGUAAAAAUACUUGUAAGAGCUGUCGGAUGUGAAGGUGGAGUUCAUGAGCUGAGUUGGACACUACUGUGGUACUCCUGAGCAAGGACCUUAUUUUAUAAAAAUGUCAACAAUGAAGAGAAGAAUAUAAGCUUGAUGCUGGUGCCAGGAGGAUUUCACCGAAGAACAUAAAAGAGCUCACGAAGGAGAGGGGACUUUUACACCUUGCUUGUUUAGUUGCCGUGCUGUGUAGUGAUCACGACUGUCGAGAAGACUGCUAAGGAACUCAUCCCAAACUGAAGCAGUUCUGGUCUCGAAGAUGUCAUCGUGGCUGACUUUGUGAACACUUUUCAGGGGCUUGAAUCAACACUCCUGAGUAUGACUUUUGCUGCUGAUUGAAUUGACAAAAAGGAGAAGUCAGUGUUUCCUGGUUAGCCAGCUGAAAAUGCAUUGCAGUGUUUUGGGCAAUGUCAGUUCCUUCUUUCCCUGAUUUAAUUUUGAAAGUAUGCACAUUUUUACGUCAGUAGCCCUAACUGUGCGGCAAGGAACACCACGCCUUCGUGUUGCAGGACAUUAAUGGUCAAGACAAAGGACCUGGAUUCACAGUCAGAAAGAGCGGUUGCCAUUGGCUGCAAGGAAAUGGCCCCAAAGCAAAAUCAAGGACAUCUGAAGUGCUGAAAUCUAGAAUUAAGACAUACAGUACCACCGAACAAGAAGGAACUGGACGCCCAAGGAAAGCUGCAGUUCUAGCAGUGUUCAGCAAAGAUGGUAGACGCUCUCUACACCAACUCAAGCCCUCUCCCCAAUUACAACACGCCCAACGCCACAGUCCAGCCGCCGAGUUUCUUCGAGGAGUGCAAAGUCAUCCCCGCGGGACCUAUGAUAUACGUCAGCGCACAGGCUAUCAACAUUGUCCUGGGACUGCCUGCCAACCUUAUGGUGCUGUGGCUUCUACGCAGGACCAAAGCCGAUUUCACUACCUCGGACAUCUUCAUCCUGAACCUCGCCAUCUUGGACACCUUCUUCUGCCUCAUGUCUCCUGUUGACCUGCUCAACAGGUUACUGCUGAAUCAUGCGACUGUCUGGCAAGUCCAGUCUGUCGCGUACGGUAUAAAAGAUGGUUCUCCCCUGUUGCUCACUUGUAUCUGUCUGGACCGCUACCUAGCAGUGCUGCACCCCAUCACCUUCACAAAAUUCAGGGGUCAGAAGCACAGAAUCAUUUGUGCGGAGGUGCUGAUGGUCAUUAUCAUUAGCUACGCCAUUUCUUACGCUGCGGGCGCAGUGAAGGACUUUCACCGUGUGUUCAGUGUUAUGAUCCUUACAAUUUUUUCCAUCAUGGUGUUCUGUAACCUUUCCAUCCUCUGGGCUCUGAAAAGGUCUGGCCCAGGGAGGGAUGAGAUGCAUCCUGUGAAGAAGAAGGCCUUCAACAUGGUCCUUAUCAUUCUGGCCAUUAUAGUGUUUCAUUAUUUCCCACCUGUCAUUCUUUUCCCUUUCCAGAACUACUUCUCUCCUCUUGUGUUUAAGUGUUAUGUUCAUCACAUUGCGUUUGCCUUCAUGGACCUCAGCAGCAGUGUUCAGCCUCUGCUCUAUUUGUCGAGAAUAGUCAGAUUGCCUUGUUUCCUGACUGAUACAGUUAGCGACACUUCUGUGAAAAGCAUCACAGUCAAUUAAUAACUUUAUUUCUCAACAGAGUACAGUUUCAUCAGCCAUAUGUAUGCAAGUUUGCAGAAUCCGUGACUCCUGGUCACAGCACAAUCUGGGAUCUCAGACAAGGAUUUCCACCGUGACCCUAACUUCUAGCUCUGAACCUUAAUCUAACCCAGGAAUUGAACCCUUAAACCGUACCCUCUUCAUUAAUCUUAAUCCUUAACACUCUAAUUAAACCCUAAAUCCUAACCCCCUUACUUACCGUUUAACAUUUUUCACAUCAAUGUUCAGUUUUUGCCAGUGCCAACACAGAGAUUUUUAUAUUAUACUGAGUAUAUUUAUAUUGUUGACUAUACAAGGUAUGUAAAUGCUAUGCUAUAUCAUCCCAAGUAUUAAGUUUAUUAACACUUACCGCUGCCACAGGUAGGAAAUUACAAGAUCAGUGUCAAGUAUACAGAAUUGCAGAAGCAGAGGGCUAUAAAGGACUGAGUUUGUCAUUUAUGUUUAAUGAGUGAGGCAAGGUUAUGGUUUCAUUUGGACCAUGGGACUUCAUUAUUACCUGUGUUGUAUUAUUUUAAUUAUAUUGGCUGUAAAUGGCUGUACUUACUUCAUUUUCAUUCAAGAUGGCCAGACUAGAAUAGGCGAUUCCUAACUCUAGACUUUGGAGUCUGUUAUUCAGCAGCUUUUCUGUUUUGACAGGACAAAGAAAUGUAAAAUUACAAAAUACAUAAUUACAUUAAUAAUAUUUAUGUAUUGUAUGUGAUUUAAACCCAUUAUCUAUGUUUAGUUUCAAUGAUCUAUCUACAGUGUCUCAGUUUCUUACAGGCUUCCUUGCAUUACUCUAUUUCAAAUGAAAUACUGUAGGGUGCUCAUGACAUACCAUGAAUUUUGAGAAAGAGAUUUGCACUUCCUUUAUAUUUAACGUGGUCACUUUAUUUAUUUGUGUGUUUCUUUGUUUGUUUCAAAUAUGUUGUGUGCAGCUGUAUUUAAGUGUUAAAAGCUGUAAAUAAACAGUCUGGAACCUGA
This is a messenger RNA of Lepisosteus oculatus (spotted gar), 2864 nucleotides long. RefSeq names its product proteinase-activated receptor 3-like. Gene Ontology annotation, cellular component: plasma membrane. Lineage: Eukaryota; Metazoa; Chordata; Actinopteri; Semionotiformes; Lepisosteidae. The record is from RefSeq and is a predicted model, not a curated record. Gene Ontology annotation, biological process: phospholipase C-activating G protein-coupled receptor signaling pathway; positive regulation of Rho protein signal transduction. Gene Ontology annotation, molecular function: G protein-coupled receptor activity.